Messenger RNA from Pollicipes pollicipes, 2176 nucleotides. Its product is annotated as double-stranded RNA-binding protein Staufen homolog 1. Gene Ontology annotation, cellular component: plasma membrane; cytoplasmic stress granule; neuron projection. Gene Ontology annotation, molecular function: double-stranded RNA binding; mRNA binding. Lineage: Eukaryota; Metazoa; Arthropoda; Thecostraca; Pollicipedomorpha; Pollicipedidae. The record is from RefSeq and is a predicted model, not a curated record. Gene Ontology annotation, biological process: anterograde dendritic transport of messenger ribonucleoprotein complex; intracellular mRNA localization; germ cell development.
CCACCGCCACCGCCACCACCGCCACCGCCGACCCCCACUGUCUCCAGCGUACGGCCCAAACAGCAGCUGCUUUACCUGGCCAAGGUGCUCGGCUUUCAGGUCCAGUUCACCGACAUACCGCGGGGCAACAAGUCCGAGUUCCUGUCGCUGGUAUCGCUGACCACGCAGCCGCCACAGAUGUCGCACGGCUCGGGGCCGACGGUGGAGGCAGCGCACGACCAGGCGGCGCUGACGGCGCUGACAGCGCUCACCGAACUCGGCCUCGACAGCGUCACCACCAACGGCACGGCCGGCCGUUCCGCCGGCGACGGCGACGGGCCGCACGUGUCGUGCUCGGCGCCGCAGUAGCGGCCUCGCCUACUGCCCGUCAGUCUCCGGCGCCCGCCACGCCGCUGGGGACUAGCCGACGCGGCCCGCGCCCCUGCCGUGUGCGCCGGUGCCGGAGGGUUACGGCGACUGCGCCGCUAGCCGUGGCGGACGUCUGUCGUCUCUCGUGCCCCGCCGUGGUCCACCGUUGUCGCUCAGUCGGCCGGCGGUCGGUCGCGUCGGACAGGUGGCAGCCCCGCACCGUCGCCGUUUUGUUCUAUCUAGCGGCUAUAACGAUUGUUGAAGUUUAUCAAAUUAUAUUUCGCAGUCAAGUGCGUCGUCGUGCAAAGCUGUGAUAUCACAUCAGGUUUCUUUCAGUCGCUGUAUAGUUUGAGCGGCUGGUGUGAGCCGCGCUGAGCGCCGCCGGGCCUGGUGCGUCCGCUAACCAACCGGCGGGUGCGGGGCUGCCCCCCGGCUGCGAGUGGCCAACCGUCGCCGCUGUCGGCGUGCCGGCCGCAGUAGCGCUCUCUCCCUCCCUCUAUCUCUACUCACCUCUGAUCGCGUUUGGCCGGCCUGCCUCCUCUGAGCGGACUGAAGGGCUCUCUCCCCCUCUUAUUGGUGUGCGUGUCUGCGCGCGCACGUGCGCACAGCCUGCCUCCAGACAUGCGCGCGCGUGCGCGCGAACGUACGCCCAUGUGUGUAUAUGUGUCAGCGCGCGCGCGUGCACGCAGCCAGUCUAAACGAGCGCGCGCGCGUGCUUGUGUAUGUGUACGUUGUCAGCUGGGUGGUGCGGGCCCGCCGAGUGCCGUCAUUACAUGGAGGCGGGUCGCACCGCCCUGGGCCAUCUGCGCCGCUGGUCAGGCGGGAGUCACCUGUCCCGCCGUGCCCUUCAUCGACAGUACGACUCUAGCUCCUGUGGGACGGGCCCGGCUGGCACUCGUGCCACCUCCCCAGCGCAGGGGGAAGGGGGUGCUCCGUUCGUGUCCGCAAGUGCUACUGCGGAGUGGUCUUCGGGUGCCCCCUGCCGUCUUAUCGUGCGCACGAGCACGUCCUCGCGUCUGAUCGGCGUCGUUGGCCCCUGACGUCCCGACGUUUUUGUGUCCCUAGAAAUUUCUGAACUUGGGACUGGCUUGUUUGUGUGUAACCGUGGAGUUCGCAACUAGCGUUUUUGUCUGUUUUGAACCGGGCAGCAUUCGUGGUUCCGCUUUUGUGUGUGUGUGCGUGUGUGUGGAUGGCAGACACCUCGUGCCACCUCCUGUUACCACAACCUCGGUGCUUUUAUUCUUGCCCGUCAGCGGUUGGGGAGCUAUGGAAUAGCAGACCAGACUGCCUCUUCGGCUUGGAUGGACUAUUCCGGGCGAUGUCCGAGCUCUGUGCCCUCGGCUCCGACUGGCAGACGCCUCAUCACGCCUCUAACCGCAUGGUUUUCAUCCCGUUACCCGUCCCCCUCCUCUCCCCGACAUCGCCGGUCCUUGCGCUCCGUAUGUGUCGCGUACACGCCGAUCCACCCGGUCGACUAGGCAGCGUUGGCGACAGGUCGGUGGCGCCUCGCUCCUCCUCCGGGCGGGGCCGUGCUGCCGUCCCGGCCGCCGGCGCCGGUUGCUGUUGUCGUACGCUCCGCCGUCGCUGUCCGCUGCUGCCGUGCUGGGCGUUGCGUUGUGUAAAUCCGGACAACGACAACGCCGGCGCCCGGUGGCGGACAGGGCGGCGCUGUGCCGGCGGCCGGAGGCGCGCUCUCCUGUCGGGCGCCGAUGUUGUUUGUGCAAGCACCGCUUAACACUGUAAUCCGCCUGUGUCGGUAACCUGUUAUCAGUUGUGCAAUAAGAACUCUUAUUUCUGUGCCAGAAAAUCAAUAAAAACAGAAAGACUA